This is a messenger RNA of Mobula hypostoma (lesser devil ray), 4480 nucleotides long. RefSeq names its product TBC1 domain family, member 12b (gene tbc1d12b). The transcript has 14 exons. Bases 575 to 2764 code for a protein of 729 amino acids. The record is from RefSeq and is a predicted model, not a curated record. NCBI's taxonomy places the organism in Eukaryota, Metazoa, Chordata, Chondrichthyes, Myliobatiformes, Myliobatidae.
CACAGGGAUGUCUUCAUUCCCAUCUGUGAUCGCAAAACCGCAAGUACAAGCUCUCACAAGUGUCUGUGCUACUCUGAAAUUCAGUUACACUCAACCCUACUAAGAAACCUUUCCCCAAGAUCUUGAUAACCUUGCUUGUAUAGAUAUGUCAGGCACGAUGACAGUGCUGUUGAAUUCAUGACUGGGACGAUGUCCUACCAAUGGCAGAAAUGUAUUCAGUAAUGUCUGGAAUUCCCGAAAGACAGGCAUCAGGUCCUACAGAGUGCCUUGCUCCGUUUGGCUGUGAAGGAACCGGACGGAUUAGACCUAGUCUAAGCGGACAGUCUUGCAGAUCCAUAAAAUAUAUCAUUAACUAAGCCAAAAUUAACCAAGCGUGUUUUUCUAUAAAUUACAACAAAUCAGAUUUGAGAAGUAAUUAUAGGUGCUCAAGGUAAAUCAUCUCAGAUACCUAAAACUGUUAAUUGUGACCAUUAAAGACGGCAACAUCCAAGAAACAGACCAAACCCUAACGACGGGCGACACCGACCCUGUCCCACCACCGACACGGGCAGGGUCACCUGACCCUCCGACUGUCAUGCGCGGUUCGCCAGCCGCUGCCCGCUUCUCCGCUUCCUGCGAGCGCGGCGGCAGUUCCGGUGCGCACGGGCGGCGGGACCCGGCUGUAGCCGAGGCCGUCGCGUCGCGGUACGGGCGGAGCGGCCGCUUGAUGUCGGGCAUGAUCUAUCGCCAGAGUCACCAUGAGAGCUGCCUGCGAGACCCCGCCGCGUCCAGAGCGGCGACACGCUUCCACACGCACACCGACUCCGCUUUAGGGGACAUCAUCAACGGCUGCUGCUCAAUGGGAGAGGAGGUGGCGACGGCGGCUAAGCCGCGGGACACCGGGCUCCAACUCACUCCUGCCGACUCGCCGGGGCUGUCGCGGCCUCGGACCGGUGGCUCUGCCUCCUCCUCCUCCUCCUCCUCCACCACCUCGUCGCUCUCCUCCUCGUCCUCCCCGAGGGAACCUAACACUAACACUCCGACCACUUCUACCUCCACAGCCGGGCCCGAUGAACCGGGGAAACGGCCUGGCGCUGCACCUCGCUCGGAGCUCAGGACCGAAGACACUAGCAGCGAGGAUACCGCCAGCCCGGAUCGAGAAACGCCUGAUAGCCCCAGGCCCGUUGGCAACAAGACGCUGGAGUUGACGGACGUUAGUCUGAACUCCAGGAACUCCUUGGAAGUGAGUCGAAGGCAGAGCGCACCCGAGCAGCUGGCGGACGGGAUCGACCUGCCACCACCAGCACUACCCAACGGUGAGGGAGCCAAGCCCAAGAAGCUCGGCAUCGCCGACUACAUCAGCAGGAACUUUUUUAAUAAGAAAAUGAAGGAGCCCAUUCCUUCCACCUUUAGUGCUCCUGGCUGGAAAUUAUUUGGGAAGAUCCCUCCAAGAGAAAAUUCACAGAAAGAUGCCAAAACAAUACAGCAGGACAGCAAUGGUUGCAAUCUUGCGUCAGUGUCUGCACCUAACCUGUUCAAUACAGGGGAAUAUGAAGCCCGAAUUGGCCGGAUGAAUAAAACCUCUCUUCAGUCUGGACGGCGACGUAAUCUUGAAUUUGAGCCACUAUCUACUACUGCAUUGAUCUUAGAAGAUCGACCAGCACACUUGCCUGCAAAAUCAGCAGAAGAAGCUCAAAGGCACAGACAAGAAUAUGAUGAAAUGGUGGCAGAAGCAAAGAAACGAGAGGUGAAAGAAGCGCAGAGAAGAAAAAAAAUUAUGAAGGAGCGAUUCAGGCAGGAAGAGAGCAUUGCUCAUGCAAUGAUAAUUUGGAACACAGAUAUACUUCCCAAUUGGGAAACUAUUCGAAAUACACGGAAGGUGCGUGAACUAUGGUGGCAGGGUAUUCCUCCAAGUGUUCGAGGGAAAGUGUGGAGGUUGGCCGUUGGCAAUGAACUGAAUAUCACUCAUGAGCUUUAUGAAAUCUUCCUGUCUAGAGCUAAGGAGCGAUGGAAAAACUUCAGUGUGGUUGGAUCUGAGAAUGAAACGGAAGACCCUGGAGCAUCAGGAGCCGAUAGAGAGGCGAGUCUUGAAUUGAUAAAGCUGGAUAUCUCCCGCACAUUCCCUUCUCUCUUCAUUUUCCAGAAGGGUGGACCAUAUCAUGAUCUUCUCCAUAGUGUUCUCGGGGCAUAUACCUGCUACAGGCCUGAUGUCGGAUAUGUCCAAGGAAUGUCUUUUGUUGCUGCUGUUCUUAUCCUUAAUUUAGAAGAAGCUGAUGCUUUCAUAGCCUUUGCAAACCUGUUGAACAAACCCUGUCAGCUGGCAUUUUUCCGUGUGGAUCAUGAUAUGAUGCUGAAGUAUUUUGCAUCAUAUGAAGUGUUUUUUGAGGAAAAUCUUCCGAAGCUUUUUGCGCACUUCAUGAAAAAUAAUUUGACUCCUGAUAUCUACCUUAUAGACUGGAUAUUUACACUCUACAGUAAGUCAUUGCCCCUGGACCUGGCUUGUCGAGUCUGGGAUGUCUUUUGCCGUGAUGGGGAAGAGUUCCUUUUUCGGACAGCUCUGGGCAUUCUCAAGUUGUAUGAGGAUAUUUUAGUGCAAAUGGAUUUUAUUCACAUAGCUCAAUUCCUUACCAAACUGCCUGAAGACAUUGCAUCAGAAAAACUGUUUGCGUGCAUUACUGCUGUUCAAAUGCACAGCAGCAACAAAAAAUGGACACAGGUGUUUGCUUCACUGAUGAAGGAAAACAAAGAAAUUGAGAAGAAUCACAAUCCUGCCCUGAAAAGUUAAUAUUCCUUUGGAAAUGUUGAUGCUUGCAGGAGUAUUUAAAAAUUAAUGGUGUAGCAGUACUACAUGGAAAUGUCUUCAGUGCAUCUGUUUAAAAUUGUUGUCAGAGUUAAAAUUAAAGAACUGAAUAUAUUUGGACUGUUGAUGACCCAAAGAUCUGUGUGUGUUGCACACAUUGAUGGGAAGAAUAAUGGCUUACGCCCAGCAAAAAUGAAGAAUUGUUUACACUAGUGUCAGUAUUAAAAGAAAAGUGGAGUCCUGUGCAAAGUAGUUUAUUCUGCAUUUAUUAGCUGAUUGCAAACUGAGAUGUAAAAUUUCUGAGCACUUAUAGACCAACCAUCUUUCUAUACCAUGUUUCUGGUGCACAGCAUACCUCCAAAGCCAGCUGAUUCACGGAAACGACCUAAAGUGGACCAAACGGAUUUUGAAUUGCUGCCCUCCAUUAUGUGUAGCUUUUUACUGAUGAUCCUACGUCAGAAAUAGCUGGUUUUUACUUUUUAAUACAGUCGGUUUGCUUUCUAAGAUUCUGAGAUAAAAAGCCUAACAGGAGAGAGCAUUAAAACCAGUACUGUUCUGCUUUACAGAACGACAUUUGUUAACCUGUAAAGUACUUGGUUUCAAAAUAUUGCACAACAUUCUCUUUAAUAUUUCCAUGUAUUUCCUGUUUUCUGGAAACACAAAGAUUUUUAUUCAAAUACUGAGCUAUGGCAUUUUUGAUUACUGAACUGUACUACAAAUAUUUUUUAAAAGCUCAUUUCAGUACUACCUGUUUUAUUUUCGGGUGCUUGCAGCAGUGGAAAUGUAGAUGUUGUAUAAUCUCUGAACCUACAGGUGAAUUGCAGACAGAAUGGUAGAACUGUGAAAUGUCCAAGUUUAGAAAAUUCCAAAUAUACUCUUACGACAGUUAAGUUAGUGUGUCUCAGCUGAAAAUUCUUUGUGAUUGUCCUCAGGCAGGUGCAAUGGGCUUGACUUAAGCAACUGUGUAAAUGUUUUAUGAUGUGCAAUACAGAAAACUUCCAAAAUGACAGUGCUUUGCACAAAGUUUUGAAAUGUAAACCCUGAUAGCAUUAACUAAAAUUUAUUUCAAAUUAGGUGAUGAAAACUGAGAACUAUUGUAGUGUAUACUAUAUUGCAUUGCUCGGAACUGUUUGCUCACAAUGGAAAGAGGAGGCUUAAGUCAUUUGUUAGUAAUCACUUAAAAAAACCAGAGGGCUAAUGAUCAGGCUUUUUUUCUAACCUGGUGAAAUUUCUGAAGUGAAAGGUGAUAGGUGUUUGUGUAAAUUUGAGAUUUGUGUAGUGUGCAAAUUACAGGUAAACUUUCUUAAAUUUUUGUUUUUUUAUUUGAAAGAAUUUGUACUUUAUUUUGUACUUCUAGCAAAAUCAGCUCCUCUAUUCCUGUAUUGCAAGUCAUUAUUGAAUUAUAAAACUAAAUUCUGUAGAGAUGUUUGUCAUUGAGUUUGUUUUGAAUUCUUUAUUAAAAGAAUUGGCAUGUUCUAUAAGCAUUAAUAUACUACAGAUGGAGUGCAAAAUACUUUGAAAUAUACAUUUUUAUUUAUAUACCCUUACAUUUAGUUAAAUGAAUUUCUUUAUCUUACUUUCUAUUGUACAGAUUUCAUAUUGAAUUCAAAUGCAAUGUAUAUGCAAAUUGUAAAUAGAAAGGAAACAGUCCACAGAUACCACUAGACAUCAAUUUCAUAUGUAAAUAAAGUAUGAAGUCAA